Messenger RNA from Rubroshorea leprosula, 5811 nucleotides. The record is from the annotation of a GenBank genome assembly. NCBI's taxonomy places the organism in Eukaryota, Viridiplantae, Streptophyta, Magnoliopsida, Malvales, Dipterocarpaceae.
UAAUAUGGAAUCUGAUAUAGGAAGAUGGCGAGGGGUGUAGCGUCUCAGGACGGCGGCAGAUCCAGAUGGCGGCAAGGUCACAACUGGAGGAGAGGAGAUUCUAAGAAUAGGACUCAGGGACAGGUAGAAUCGUUCUUCAUUUACAACUUCCCAGAGGAAUGGGAUGCGAAGGCACUGUGGUACCAGUAUCAGAGGCAUGGAAAGGUUGUCGAUGUGUUUAUCCCAAGUAAGAGAGAUAGAUGGGGGAAACGGUUUGGAUUUGUCCGAAUGCGAGGAGUGCAAGAUGUUAAGCAACUCGAAGAGAGACUGAAUAGGAUAUGGAUCGGGUCCUAUAAGCUGAGGGCAAGAGUGGCAUCUUCCAAGAGACAACAAGAGAUAAGAAGUCAGAGGAAUGCUGGGAAGAAGUCUGGGACUGACAGGGUACAGAGAAGAUUUGAGCAGCGAAGAAGCGCUAGGCUGAAAGAGGGCAUCAGAGAGCAGCGCUUUGUACAACCAGGAUUGUCAUACGUUCAGGUGGUGAUGGGGGAUUCAAGGAAACACAGUGAUCUGGUCCUGAAUAAACAAGAAGAAAAGAAGGAGAAAUCUGCAGCUAUGGAUAGAAUAUCUAUUAUCCAAAGGAAGUCUGCGAGUCUUGAGGGGAAAAGCUCCGAGGAAAAGGAGGGAGCGGUGAACUCGAGGAUCAAUAGGGAGGAAAUUAUUGAGUUCAGCCCAUUGAAAGAGGAGAAUGAAUGGUUGCAGGGGAGCAUGAUAGUAGUGGUUAAGUCCAUGUCAAUGAUCUCUACUAUCCAAGAGAGAUUGGAUGUGGAUGGGGGUUUGAUAAAUAUAUCACCAUUGGGAGGGAGAACCAUUCUAUUAACGGAGAGAUUGGCGGGGUAUUUGAACGAGUAUUUGCUACAACACAAAGAGUUAUUUGAGCUCUGGUGUGAGAAAAUACACUCAUGGGAUGAGGCACCGCAAAACUAUGGUAGAAUGGUUUGGGUGCGUAUAUCCGGAGUCCCCCUAAAAGCUUGGAGUAAAAGAUGUUUUGAGAUGAUAGCAGCUUCGUUAGGGGAAGUAGUAUUGGUGCAUGAAGAUACAAAAUCCAAGUCGAUUUUGUGCGAUGGAAGAGUGAUGAUCUUAUGCUCUGAAAGGAAUAAAAUUGUAAAGACACUGAAGCUAAAAGUGGAGGAGAAGUUGUAUCAGAUUGGAGUGACAGAGGAAGAGUGGAGGGCCGACCCGGAUUGGUGGCUGUCGGAGGAUGAUCGGAGGGAGGAGGUAGAAACGAUUUCCGAUGUUUCCUCGUCGGAACAGGGUGAAGAGGAUCACAAGUUCAAUCAUUCCGUGAUUCGAGGUGAUGAUGUAGAUGACGUAGAGGAGACUGAUGGGGAACGGAUAGAGGCAGAGGGAAUUUCAAAUUCAAAAAAAGGGGCAAAAACAGAGAGUAGGGGGUCUGCGAGAGAGGAGAACAAGGAGUUGGAUGGGCUCAAUAAUCAAAAGGGCCUGAAAAGGGAUGCAGAAGAUGGGCCUGAAGAAGAGUAUGGGUUGAAUGUGAGCAUUUCUCAUGUGCAAGAAACUAGAGACUCCGGGAAUGGGCCAAAGAGCUUAAUCGGCAAUUUAGGUGAUGUGCAGGGGCAAAUUGAGGGGGAGCUGAAUAAUGGGGCUAAAUCGGGAACUAGGGAUUUGAGAGAGAAGAAAAAGAAAGAUCUGAAAGAUUGUUACCCACAAGAGAAGCUCGCAGGAGUCCAGAACGGGGCGGAGGUGCAAGAUCAUCGGGCUGGGAGCUCCUCCUUGUCUGAUGGGUGCAUAGCUCACAGAAACAAGGUGAUACGCAGGGAGAUGCACAUACAGGAGGUAAGAAGGAUUUUUAACUUAGGCAAAAGGUCGGGUAUAGAAGUGGAUGAUAACGAUGGGGAAGUGCAGUCAAGACUAAUGGAGUUAGAGGAGACAAAACUAGAGAUGGUGCAGGGGAAUCUUUGUAAAAUGAUGUGGUUUUCGGAUGAAUUCGAUUGGGUAAUGAAGGAAUCGGUAGGUGCAUCUGGAGGAUUGUUGUGUGUUUGGAAUAGGAUUGAAUUUGUGAAACAAAAGGAUUUUUCAGGUGACGGGUUUGUGGGUAUCUCAGGUGAAUGGGGACAACAGAAGUUAAAGUGCAAUUUGGUGAAUGUCUAUGCCCCAAAUGACAGACAGAAGAAACUUAAGCUGUGGGAAGAACUCCGGCAUAUGAUAGUGGAGGAGGAAGGCGGAUGGCUGAUUGCUGGAGAUUUUAACGCUGUUAGGAGCGCAAAUGAAAAGAAGGGUAAGGUAGGGGAGACAAUGGAUAUGAGGGAUUUUGAUGAUUUUAUUGUGUCAGCUGGAUUGGUGGACUUAAAGUUGGCCAAUAGACGUUUCACGUGGUAUAGGCCGGAUGGAUCGGCUAUGAGUCGGUUAGACAGGGUCCUGAUGUCGGAUGAGUUGUGCAAUUUAGGAAAGGAAUGGGUGCAGCAAGGACUGAAGAGGACUGUCUCAGAUCAUUGUCCGAUUAUGGUCAAAACAUCAACAGCAGAUUGGGGACCGAAGCCUUUUCGAGUGUUCGAUGCAUGGCAACAACACCCACAAUUUAGGAAGGCGGUAGAAGACAAAUGGAAGGAAUUAAAUGUGGAAGGGUAUGCUGGAUACAGAUGCUUGAAAAAGCUAAAGAGAUUAAAAGAAUUUCUAAAAGGCUGGAAUAAAGAGGUGUUUGGGAACAUGGAAGCACAAUUUAGUAAUGUUGCUGAAACAGUUGAAAGACUAGAUUUGAAAAAUGAAGUGGCAGAUCUGGAGGGAAGCGAGGUGAAACAAAGGAAAGAAGGUUUUCAGCAGAUAUGGGAUAUGUUGAGGUUGAGAGAGGCUAUAUGGAAGCAAAAAUCAAGAAGCGAGUGGGUUAAGUUGGGAGACCAGAAUACCAGAUACUUCCACAAGGUUGCAAAUGGGAGAAAGGCAAUUAAUAGCAUCCAGGGAAUAAAGAAUGAUGGUCAAUGGGUAGAGGAACCAGCUAUGGUUAAAAAAGAGGUGUUGUCUUACUUCCGCAAGAUGUUUCAAGAAGAUUGUUGGGUUCGGCCAAAGCCUUCAAACAUUGUUUUCAAGAAAAUUUCUGAAGAGCAGAUGGUAUGGCUUGAGAGACCCUUCUCUGUUGAGGAGAUUGAAGAAGGAUUAAAGAGCUGCGAUGGAAGUAAAGCCCCGGGGCCUGACGGGUACAACCUUAAUUUCCUCAAAUUUUUCUGGAACAGUAUUAAGGAUGAUUUUGUUGCUUUUUUCCAUGAAUUUCAUCAAAGUUGUAAACUAGUAAAAGGGCUGAAUUCUUCUUUCCUUACGUUAAUUCCUAAAAAGCUGAAUCCUAGGGAAUUGAAAGACUUUAGGCCUAUUAGUUUGAUAGGUUGUGUGUACAAAAUUCUGUCAAAGGUGCUAGCUAAUAGGCUUAAAAAUGUUAUGUCAGAAAUUAUCAGUGAAACACAAUCUGCUUUCAUUGGGGGAAGACAAUUAGUUGACAGUGUCUUGGUUCUAAAUGAAGUUGUGGAUGAGGUUAGGAAUAGGAAGACACCAGCUUUUGUUUUUAAGGCAGAUUUUCAAAAAGCUUACGAUUGUGUUAACUGGACAUAUCUGGAUUGGAUGAUGGAGAGAUUUGGUUUUGGAGCCAAAUGGAAGGGGUGGAUUAAGGAAUGCCUUUCAACUGCACGGUGUUCGGUGUUGGUAAAUGGCAGCCCAACGGAGGAGUUUGAAUUGGAGAGAGGGUUGAGACAAGGGGAUCCUUUGUCUCCAUUCCUAUUUCUGAUGAUUAUGGAGGGGUUAAAUGGAUUGGUUAAAAAAGCAGAGUCUGAAGGACUGCUACAGGGAAUAGAGAUUGGUAAAAAGGGGCUGACGGUUUCCUUGCUGCAAUUCGCAGAUGAUACGGUUAUUUUGGGAAGAGCUGACAGUGAAAAUAUUCUUACGGUCAAAGCUAUUCUAAGAUGGUUUGAGAUAAUGUCAGGGCUAAGGAUCAACUACAGCAAAAGCAGUAUCCACGGAUUUAAUGUGAAAGAGAGCUGGGUAAGAGGAGCGGUAGGCACGCUUCGGUGCGAAAGUUUUGUGGUAAACUUGCCGUCUGGAAAUCUGCCCUGCUGUCCUUUGGCGGUCGCCUCACGCUACUUCAGUCGGGUAUUUUUGUGGGGUGGUGGGGUUGGGGGGAAUGAAGAGAAGAGGAAGAUAUCGUGGGUGAAAUGGGAGGAUAUCUGUGGUAGCAAGGUGAAUGGAGGACUAGGAGUUCCUGAUUUAAAUCGUAGAAAUUGGGCCUUGUUAGGAAAAUGGUGGUAUAGGCUAGGGGAUGGAAAGGAGGGGUUAUGGAAACGGGUAGUGUUAGAGAAAUAUUAUGGAGGGGGGCAGGAGGUAAAUAUUACAGAUGUGGAGAAGCUGCGAGUGUCAAAGAUUUGGGGGGACAUUCUUAGAAUAGGUGGGAAAUCCAAUAGAUUAAAAACAAUGCUGGUGAAGGGGUUUAAAUGGGAGGUAGGAGAUGGAAGCAGGGUGGGUUUUUGGAGACAAAUCUGGGCGGGGAACAAUGCCUUAAGAGAUUCAUUCCCACGACUUUUUCAAUUAGCCACAAACAAGGAGGGUAUGGUUCAGGAGUACGGGUUUUGGGAAGGGGAUAGUUGGAAAUGGGAAAUUGGGUGGCGAAGAAAAAGGAUGGGCCGGGAGCAAGAUGAGGAAAAGGAGUUGUGGAAGGUUUUGGGAACUAUUCAGCUUAGGAAAUAUGUAGGUGACUAUUGGAAGUGGAGGUAUGAUGUGGAGGGCAGGUUGGUGCCUUUUAAAGUGAGUAUUUUUGGGUGGAGAUUAUGCUUAGAUAGACUCCCAACUAGAAGGAAUCUACAGAAACGAGGAGUGACCUUUCAGGAGGAUAAUACGACGUGUGGAUUAUGCAAGAAGGGGGUGGAGGAGGUGGAUCACUUAUUUUGCACGUGUAUGGAAGCAUGGGUAGUUUGGGCUAAGACGAUUAAGUGGUGGGGUAUGGAGCUGGUGAUGCCGGAUACAGUGAAGGGUGUGGCAGAGACUUUCAUCUAUGGGCUAGGCAGUUUGGUAGGCAAGGAGAUGGGAGUUUACAUUUUUCUUGUUACUGCUUGGUAUUUGUGGUAUAGGAGAAAUGUAUUGGUAUUUCGGAGGGAGGAGGAUAUUAGGGAGCAAUUGUUGGAGUUAAUUCAAGUUAAAACUCACUUUUGGAAAACUGGCCCAUAUUCUGCUUCGAUCAUUGCACCACCUUCGCUCUGCACUCUUCCAAGCUCUUUCUCAGACUUGGCAAUGACGGAUUCAAGAUCUCCGUCAGCAGCAACGAAGCAUCAUUCACCGACGAAAGCAGAAGCCAAGGCAAUCUCUUCACUGUACACCACAGGGAGAACGAUGGUGUUUGCUUAUGGCGUCACAUUUGCUUUUGUUGCUUGUACGGCUUUCUUGGUGCUAAACCCAUCUUCCAAUUCCUCUCCUUGGAUAAAAAACUUCCUCAAGUCGUUGUCUUCCAGUUCCCGGUUUUCCUCUCUUUUCUCUUCUUUUGUUUCUAAUUCUUCCCAAACCGAUGGCAACCCACUUCCUUCCACUCGGCCACCAGCCGCCCCUUUCCGGGUUUCUUGGGAAAGCAGUGGAUUUGGUGACAAAAAUGGCUUCAAGCCUGCUCGUUCCGUUAGCAUUCGCCGGAUCCUGGCUUCCAUCUCUGACUUACCUCAGGGGAGCGAGCCAUCUCCGUCAGCCAGAGGUGCGAGGUCGCCUUUGCCACAAGAAUAUCCCAUAUUUGAGGAAAAUGAAUCUUAAUUUUCUGUGUUCUUUCUUAUAUAGUUUGAGAAAACAACACUUUUUUUCUUU